Messenger RNA from Gymnodraco acuticeps, 2479 nucleotides. It is a transcript of the gene foxj2, whose product is annotated as forkhead box J2. Gene Ontology annotation, cellular component: nucleus. Gene Ontology annotation, biological process: regulation of transcription by RNA polymerase II. NCBI's taxonomy places the organism in Eukaryota, Metazoa, Chordata, Actinopteri, Perciformes, Bathydraconidae. The transcript is spliced from 10 exons. The record is from RefSeq and is a predicted model, not a curated record. Bases 269 to 2095 code for a protein of 608 amino acids. Gene Ontology annotation, molecular function: RNA polymerase II cis-regulatory region sequence-specific DNA binding; DNA-binding transcription factor activity, RNA polymerase II-specific.
CCAGAAAGGGAGGGGAAGGACAGAGAGGGAAAGAAAAAGGAAGCUCUCCGAUACGUUUUUUUUGUAUGUAUUUCUACAAAGUUACACAAACUUUCACCAACCAAAGGCAUGACUGAUCUUGUGGGGAUCAACUUGCCGAAGAGGGAGAUCUGAAGGAAGGGACGGACAGCAGUUUGUCAGCAGUUGUGCACAGCUGAUGACAACAUCACAUAUUAACACUUUUUAAGGCCUUGGGCCUCGAGUAACCAAACAGAGAGAAAAAGAGACCAUGUCCUCUGAACUGAACUCCAGUCUCACCAGUAUCGACUGGCUGCCUCAGCUGGGAAUCAGCAGCCUGCGCUCGGGGAGAGACAGAGGAGGAGAGAGGGACAAGAAGAGAGACAGAGGGAGGGAGAGGGGAGACUUCCUCCCCUCUCUGCCGGACCCCUCCCACUCUAACUACAAAGGGAAACCCCCUCACAGCUAUGCCACUCUAAUCGCCAUGGCAAUAGCAGCUGCACCUGAGAGGAAGUUGAGUUUGAACGACAUCUACACCUGGAUCAGUGACACCUUCCCCUACUAUAGCCGAGCUGGCCGCGGCUGGAAAAACUCAAUUCGGCAUAAUCUGUCCCUUAAUAAAUGCUUCAGGAAAGUUCCUCGACCACAGAGUGACCCCGGCAAGGGCUCCUAUUGGACAAUGGAUGGACCUGCAGAGAUGAAUCAAGUGAGGGCGCCUAAACGUCCCUAUCCAGAGGAGGAAGAGGAGAGGCAGGACGUUCCUGUAGAGACACAAGCGGAGAGCAGAGCUUCUCCUCAUCAACAUCCACCUCCACCCUCACACAGAGACCACCAGCUCACAGAGCCUCUGGGAGCCAUCCAGCAGCAGCCUCCCCACUUUGCCUCCCUUUCCCCUCCCCCAUGCAAGCAACCAUCACCCUACAUGCCAAGCCCUGUGUCCUCUCACUCUGUCCAUAAUCAAUCUCCUGCUGCCCCUAUGUCUUCUAUCCAUUCCUUUUCACCUCACCAUCCACCUGGACCAACUUUUACCCCCCCUCCUUUAUCUGCUGCCAAUAUGUCUUCUCCUUCAGCUCAUUCUUUCUCCAAUGCCCCAUUGUCCUAUCCUGCUAAUUCAGUUUCUGGUCCCAUUUUCACCUGCGCUCCUACCGCAGUGCCUGUUUGCACUGUGUCCGCCCCCCCUCACUCCCCUGCGUGUGGGGUCCCUUCAUUUGUUGCUGGUCCUCCUGUGGUCUCAGUGAACUCCUCCGAGCCUCAGCUGCUUUUCACCUUCGACGAGAUGAUCUUGCCAGACUUGUAUGCGUCUUUCAAGUCUAUCUUCAAGACCAUGCGGGACAGGGGUGGCUCACAGUCGGAUGUUGCUCCACUGGCUCCUCUGAACAACGACACUACCCCACUUCACACUCCAACUCUGCUGCCAUUUUCCCCUCACCCUGCACCACCAGCAGCAGCACCUCCACCUGCAGCUCCUCAUGUAGCUCCACCUGCAGCACCUCAUGUAGCACCUCCAUCAGCUCCACACCCUCCUGAGACUGAGCGCAUUCCACAAUACACGGUGCCAGCUGACUGGUUCAGUAACCCUGAUUCUCUGAAGGAGAGCUUCCGCAUUGCCAGCAGUCUAGACUGGGCCAACAUCGACCUCUCUGGUCACCCAGACCUGCUGGAGGGCAUGCGGCAGGCGGAGCUCUGUGAUUGGGCACUGGACCCGACGCUCUUCACGUCCCUCUGCGACUCUCUGAACCGCUUCUUCACUCAGAAAGGCAUGAUUACCUCUGGGAGUAACUCCCCCCUGGCCCUCGGGGGUCCUCACCCCCUACACGGCCCACCAUUCACCUCCAAUCCGCCUCCUACCCUCGCCAGCCUGACUCACCCCUCACCCCUCCCUUACUCUCCCAUAGUUCACCCCGUCAGUGGAGUGCAGCCCCCCCGUAGGGCUCCGCACAUGCAGGGCCAAAGACCUCAGCUCACACAACCUGCAAACACAACCGCUGGGAUGCAGCCUCAGUCCAUGACACCACGACAGCGUCCUCCAUUGAAGAAUCUGCACAGCAACAGUGAGGAGAUCCAGGACGACUUUGACUGGGACUCUCUGCUAGGUUGAGCCUGACUUCCAGUUUAAAACAGAACUUAUCAGAGAAAUGUGGCUCUUUAGUCUCACAGCCGUCUCCACUAAACUCUAUGCAGGGGCUGCCUUACUUUCGUAUCUUGAAGCUUCUCUGAGAGCAAGUUUGGGAUCAAGUGUGUCACAUUCAACUGAAUGCUGUAUUUUAAGGUUAAAUAGUUGUACAAAUUAUUCACCUUAACAUAGCUGUUUUAACUUUUGUUUAGCUUUUCUUCUGCAGGCUGUUUUUUUCUGUUGGAUUUUAGCUUUUAAAAACAUGUUCACCAAAGAAAAUAAACUGUAAAUAUAUUCUUAUCAAAUUAAAUACAUAUGGGAUGCUUGGAUAUAAACAAUAAACACAUAACAAGCAUGAAACAAGCCAAA